Molecule: messenger RNA, 1545 nt
Organism: Pecten maximus
Lineage: Eukaryota; Metazoa; Mollusca; Bivalvia; Pectinida; Pectinidae
Exons: 1
Coding region: 1-1545 (514 amino acids)
Source: RefSeq, a predicted model, not a curated record
AUGGGUAUACUAGUCCCCAAGGAUAUGGGUAUACUAGUCCCCAAGGAUAUAAGUGUAUUAGUCCCCAAGGAUAUAGGUGUAUUAGUCCCAAAGGAUAUGGGUGUAUUGGUCCCCAAUGAUAUAGGUGUAUUAGUCCACAAGGAUAUGGGUGUAUUGGUCCCCAAUGAUAUAGGUGUAUUAGUCCCCAAGGAUAUAGGUGGAUUAGUCCCCAAGGAUAUGGGUGUACUAGUUCCCAAGGAUAUGGGUGUAUGUGUCCCCAAGGAUAUGGGUGUACUAGUUCCCAAGGAUAGAGGUGUAUUAUUCUCCAAGAAUAUGGGUGUAUUAGUCCCCAAGGAUAUGGGUGUAUUGGUCCCCAAUGGUAUAGGUGUAUUAGUCCCCAAGGAUAUGGGUGUAUUGGUCCCCAAUGAUAUAGGUGUAUUAGUCUCCAAGGAUAUAGGUGUAUUAGUCCCCAAGGAUAUGGGUGUAUUGGUCCCUAAAGAUAUGGGUGUAUUAGUCCCCAAGGAUAUAGGUGUAUUAGUCCCCAAGGAUAUGGGUGUAUUAGUCCCCAAGGAUAUAGGUAUAUUAGUCCCCAAGGAUAUGGGUGUACUAGUCCCCAAGGAUAUGGGUGUAUUAGUCCCCAAGGAUAUAGGUGUAUUAGUCCCCAAGGAUAUAGGUGUAUUAGUCCCCAAGGAUAUGGGUGUACUAGUCCCCAAGGAUAUAGGUGUACUAGUCCCCAAGGAUAUAGGUGCAUUAGUCCCCAAGGAUAUGGGUGCAUUAGUCCCCAAGGAUAUGGGUGUAUUAGUCCCCAAGGAUAUGGGUAUACUAGUCCCCAAGGAUAUGGGUGUAUUAGUCCCCAAGGAUAUGGGUGUAUUAGUCCCCAAGGAUAUAGGUGUAUUAGUCCCCAAGGAUAUAGGUGGAUUAUUCUCCAAGGAUAUAGGUGUAUUAGUCCCCAAGGAUAUGGGUAUAUUAGUCCCCAAUGAUAUAGAUGUACUAGUCCCCAAGGAUAUAGGUGUAUUAGUCCCCAAGGAUAUAGGUGUACUAGUCCCCAAGGAUAUAGGUGUACUAGUCCCAAAGGAUAUGGGUGUAAUAGUCCCCAAGGAUAUAGGUGUACUAGUCCCCAAGGAUAUGCGUGUACUAGUCCCAAAGGAUAUGGGUGUAUUAGUCCCCAAGGAUAUGGGUGUAUUAGUCCAAAAGGAUAUGGGUGUAAUAGUCCCCAAGGAUAUAGGUGUACUAGUCCCCAAGGAUUUAGGUGUACUAGUCCCCAAGGAUAUGCGUGUACUAGUCCCAAAGGAUAUGGGUGUAUUAGUCCCCAAGGAUAUGGGUGUAUUAGUCCAAAAGGAUAUGGGUGUAAUAGUCCCCAAGGAUAUAGGUGUACUAGUCCCCAAGGAUUUAGGUGUACUAGUCCCCAAGGAUAUGCGUGUACUAGUCCCAAAGGAUAUGGGUAUACUAGUCCCAAAGGAUAUGGGUGUAAUAGUCCCCAAGGAUAUAGGUGUACUAGUCCCCAAUGAUAUGGGUGUAUUAGUCCCCAAGGAUACGUUACAAUACACGAAGCCCUGGGAGAUAUAA